CCCAUGCACCCUCCCCCAAUAGCAUUAUAACCGCAAACGCACUAUGUCGGUCAUCAACGUUCACAGCGAUUUUCAACCAAUAGAAACGAAAGCUGUGAUUCUCUCCUGGAAAGUAAUGGCUGCUAGUUUAUGAAACAUCAACAUAGUUGACACCAUUGACUGAACUAUGUCUGCAGCUAAGGUUACUGAAGGACAUGCGAUGUCUGCGGAAGAAAGCAAGAAGCUGCACGAACUGUUCAAGACGCUAGACUUGAACCAGGAUGGGAGAAUCGACAUUGACGACCUUACGCGGGCUCUUGGUGACAAGAAUAUACCGCAAAUCCCCGAUCAUGCGAAGAAGUUUUUCAGCCAGUAUGACAAGGACAAGGAUGGGCAGAUCGACUUCUCCGAGUUUGUGAAAUACGUCACGGACCACGAACAGGAGCUAAGACUUUACUUUAAGAAGAUUGACACCAACCAAGAUGGAACAAUUGAUGCGUCUGAAAUCCAGGAAUCGUUUAGAAAACUAGGAGUUCACAUAGACCGGAAGGAAGCAGAACGACUGCUCAAUCGAAUGGACAAAGAUGGGACACUGAAGAUUGACUGGAACGAAUGGCGUGAGUUUCUUUUGCUGACCCCGGGUCAGAGUCUGAGGGACAUCCUCCACUACUGGCGCCACUCCUCGAUAAUUGAUAUUGGUGAAAACAGCCUCAUUCCCGAUGACUUUACUGAGACAGAACUCAAAACAGGGAUGUGGUGGCGCCACCUUGUGGCCGGUGGAGCAGCCGGGGCUGUAUCAAGAACUGCAACUGCUCCUCUGGAUCGACUGAAAAUCCUCUUCCAGGUUCACAGUACCUCAAGAAAGAACCUGACAAUAGUAUCUGGCUUCAGGAACAUGUUGAGAGAGGGUGGGGUGAAAUCUCUAUGGCGUGGAAACUUCAUCAAUGUCAUCAAGAUUGCUCCCGAAUCGGCCCUCAAGUUCAUGGCUUACGAACAGAUCAAGGGUCUGAUCAGGCAGGGUGAGGACCGGGAGGUGAAGGUGUGGGAGAGGUUGAUAUCAGGGUCAGCGGCUGGGGCCAUCGCACAGACAACCAUCUACCCAAUGGAGGUACUUAAAACGAGGCUAGCACUGCGAAAGACUGGCCAGUACAAUGGAAUUUUCGACUGUUCCGCAAAGAUCUUUCAACAAGAAGGCAUGAAGGCAUUCUACAAGGGUUACAUACCAAACCUCAUUGGAAUCAUUCCGUAUGCCGGAAUUGAUCUGGCAGUUUAUGAGACUCUGAAGAAAUCGUACUCGGCUAAAUACAAAAACCAGGACCCCGGCGUGUUUGUCCUGCUGGCGUGCGGAACGAUCAGCAGUACGUGCGGUCAGCUGACGACGUACCCUCUCGCCCUCGUCAGAACCAAGCUACAGGCUCAAGCGACGACCACGGGUCCAUCAGACAGCAUGACGAGCCUGUUCCGACACAUACUGAAGACGGAGGGGCCGCGCGGCCUGUACCGCGGUCUCGCGCCAAACUUCCUCAAGGUGGCGCCGGCCGUCAGCAUCAGCUACGUCGUGUACGAACGGGCGCGCAAGACUCUAGGUGUACACCCGUCCUAGCCACACACACUUUCAACUAGACAUAUUUGUUACAUUUUCAACUACUACUCUCAUUUCACUGCCUGGAGCAUUUGAAGAUCUGUUACCGUGACGACUUGCACGCAGCUGAAAUUAACAUUACUGACGGCAGCCUGUUAUUGUCGCAGCACGGCUUCAGGAUAGUAUCGUAGUUGUUGCACUCGAGCAGUUAUUUGAAGCAAAUAAGCAGAUUUAUUAUUUAAAUUGUUAGUUUAGCCUAGGUAUAGUCAAAUAGUGCAGUUUAUUUGUUACAAGAUUAGGUGUAUUAUUAUUAGUACUAUCACUAUUUUUUUUAUUUACGACUUUUAAUCAUGAUGUGGCAGUUGCCUUAAUGACUGAUGCUGACAGUUCUAUAGGCUGUGAUACAUAGUGUUUUAGUCCACUACCAGUCUGACCGGAGGGGACUCUAGAUUUCAUAUCCGUUCUUGUGUCUGUCUGUCCGUCUGACUGUCCAACAUAUAGUUUUCCAGAUGGGUUUUUUCCCAAUACCUCAAGAUAUUGAGCUGAAAGUUUUUGUAUAGCUUUAUGAUGUACUGUUACAGAUCAAGUUUG
Messenger RNA from Gigantopelta aegis, 2152 nucleotides. Its product is annotated as calcium-binding mitochondrial carrier protein SCaMC-2-like. Gene Ontology annotation, molecular function: ATP transmembrane transporter activity; calcium ion binding. The coding region runs from base 167 to 1582 and encodes 471 amino acids. Lineage: Eukaryota; Metazoa; Mollusca; Gastropoda; Neomphalida; Peltospiridae. Gene Ontology annotation, cellular component: mitochondrial inner membrane. Gene Ontology annotation, biological process: transmembrane transport. The record is from RefSeq and is a predicted model, not a curated record. The transcript has 10 exons.